Vombatus ursinus (common wombat) is the source of this 2944-nucleotide messenger RNA. RefSeq names its product solute carrier family 31 member 2 (gene SLC31A2). NCBI's taxonomy places the organism in Eukaryota, Metazoa, Chordata, Mammalia, Diprotodontia, Vombatidae. Gene Ontology annotation, biological process: copper ion transmembrane transport. The record is from RefSeq and is a predicted model, not a curated record. Gene Ontology annotation, cellular component: membrane. The transcript is spliced from 4 exons. The coding region runs from base 210 to 641 and encodes 143 amino acids. Gene Ontology annotation, molecular function: copper ion transmembrane transporter activity.
CCCUCCCCUCGGACUGCCCUCCUCUUGGCUGGACUCGCCUUCCAGUCCUCCGAAGGGGAGGGUGACUCGCUUUGGAGCCCGCCCCUGGGACUCGGCGGGUGGCCUGGGCGCUCGGAACGUGAUUUGCUGUGGCUUGUGGUUUGCUGCGGCUUCAGCUUAACUGCGGCUGCAGGGCUAGAGUCCGAGCGGUAGCGAGAGACCCCAGUAGGAUGCCUAUGCAUUUCAUCUUCUCCAGUGAGGUGGAGCUCCUCUUUGAUUUCUGGAGGGUCCACAGUCCAGCCGGCAUGGCUGUUUCUGUGCUGGUGGUCCUCCUUUUGGCCGUAUUGUACGAAAGCAUCAAGGUUGGCAAAGUAAAGUUGUUCCACUGGUCCCUGCACAGCCAUCCCCCAAACGACAACCAGCAGCUGAUGGAGUGUAUGGACCAGGAGUCUACAAGCUCUGGGUCAGCUCAGGCCAACAGUGACCGAACCAGGUUGCUUCUGAGUCACUUGGGCCAGUCUCUGUUACAUGUCGUCCAGGUGGUCAUUGGCUACUUUGUGAUGCUGGCUGUGAUGUCCUACAACACUUGGAUUUUCCUUGGCGUGAUCCUGGGCCUAGCUAUUGGUUACUACUUGGCCUACCCACUCCUCAGUGUGGGAUAGAGGGCAGGAUGGGCUCCGAGGCUGCUGGAUGGUUGUUCAGGCUCGACGAGUUGGAGAGUACCUUCUCUUCUUUACUUAGUGAUGAAAACCCCACCAUAUUCAGAAGCAGGCACUCUCACGACAGUUGUUUUACAUCUCCCUUAUCUUCCUCCUUCUGUGGCCUCUUAGUUUGAGGUACAGAGGGCCUGGGGGGCACAUGUGCCCUCCUUCCUUGGGCUGGCCACAAUGGCCACCAAUGGUGUUUACUGAGGACCUCUGGUGGUGGUUCUGGCUAAAUAAAACCUUGCCUAGACUAUGCAAAAGCCGGAGGGAAGGAGAGGGGAGCCAGUGGAGCCCAAGUGCUGAUGACAUUGCUGAUCGUGUAACCUACUCAUGUAUUUCCUGACUUGGGAAGGAAGGAAGACUAUUUCAAAAGGGAUGGAGGGAGGGGCAGGGCUCCAGACAUGCUCUCCUCCCUCCUCCGUAUUGUGCCUUAGUUCCAAUGGAACAAGUCAUGCAGGGUUAACUGCCUUCCUCUGUCUGUGGGAAUAGGGGAUAUACCAGCAUUUCAAACUCACCUCUCUGCCUUAGGAAUGCUAGAAAAUUGAAACUAGGUCGUGUGUGUGUGUGUGUGUGUGUGUGUGUGUGUGUGUGUGUGUGUGUGUGGGUGGACUGACCUGAGAUUCAUUUCCUCCAUUCCUCCUUCCCCAGCCCCGGCCCCCCAAGCCCCCAGGUAACCUGCCUUGGGUAUUGUUAGAACAAAUAAGGUUUUUAAAUGGAACACUCUCCCAUCAUAUUCAUAGUGAUUCAAAGCAUGGUGGUGUAGAUGGUGCCCAGGUAGUGGAGUACUUGAGUUUGAAUCCUGGCUCUGAUACUUAGUUGCUUUGUCAUUUUCCCACUUUGGGCCUCAGUUUACCCAUCUGUAAAAUAAAAGGAAUGGGUUAGAUUAAAUCUGUCAAGUAUCUUCCAGCUCCAAAUCUGUGAUCCAUUUCCUUCUUUUUCUGAGGGAACACAAUGAACCAAUUAAGUUAAAUGAUGCCGAAGGAGACGUUUUGAGGACUGAAGAGCCUGAAGGGGAUGGGGACACCCAAAGGUCUGAAGGAGCUGGAUCUCAAGUGCAGCAGAAUCCACCGGCAUUCACCUGUGCCUUGAAAUGACUGACUCUAGGCUUCUAGAGUUAACUUUAGCAACUGCACAUGGUCUGUCGGUGGCAGAUGCAGGAAUGUUACCCAGAGCUCCUGGCUCAGGCAGGGCUCCUUCCACUGGACAGCACUACCUCCUUGCUGCUUAGAUGGAGAAUGUGAGGUUGUACCAGGGAAGCAGGAUAGAUCUAGCUUUGCUAGUGGCCUUAUUUGUCUGGAUAGAUAUUGAUGACCUCCCUUUCUGUCAUCUUAUUCCAAUUCUUUUCUAAUUCAGAAAAAGGUCAGUGUCAUUUAAUAACCUUCAAGAUCUCAUUUUUCUUCACUAUCUCUCUUUACCCUGUGACUGACCUGGCAGAGAAAACACACUGGAUAUUCACUUAAAAUAUUCAUUAAAGCAUCCUAGUCUGCUGUUGGACAAAGAUUAAAUCAAACCUAAGCCAUUUAUUCCUGCCCUGAAGGAAUUUAUGGUCUAAAUAAAAAUGUAAUUUAUAUUUUAGCAUCUAGUUAAAUUCAUUUAAAAAAAGGUGGAUUAAAAAAAUGUUACUUUGAUUAUGCCAUUUUGGGGAAGAGUGUGGCGAACAAAAAAAAGAUAGUAGCUGUGGAAGCAACAGAAGAGGAGGGAGAAGGGAUAGAAAUAAUGAACGGUAAGACUAUCAUAAAAGAAAAUCUUAGACCAGUGGAUUCAUCUCAAGUAAUGAAAUUUAUUUUGUUAAAUGAAUGGAAUUUCAGCUGUCUAGCUGGUCUACCUACUUAAGGCUUUCCCUGGGUCUCUCUACUUCCUGAGGGUCAGCAGAACAGGGAUGAAUGUCGUUUAGGAAGAAGAAAUGAGUUCUGAUGAGAUGUCUCUAGAAGCUGCUGUGACAUCAGUCUUUUGAUCCAGCAGCUUAAUGCUACUAUCUACGGAUUAUAGGGCACAAAUGAACCUCCAUCUCCCUUCUUGACUUUAUCAUGGUUCCCAAGGGGCAGGAGGGCAGAUGGGGCUGGAAAGUUGUAUUUGACAACAGAGCCAGACUUACAUACAGGUAACUAGGCAAUACUGGUCAGGUUACUGGUAUGAUGGGACUUCAGGAAUACCAAUACAAGUCAGUCACAACCCUGCCCCCCAAUGCUUUGGUUUUCUGUCGAAUAAUUAUUAAUUAAAAAUUUUAAUAAUUAAACAUUUGAAAUCAUUAGGAAUCAGUA